Trichophyton verrucosum HKI 0517 is the source of this 2058-nucleotide messenger RNA. RefSeq lists its product as uncharacterized. Gene Ontology annotation, cellular component: nucleus. The record is from RefSeq and is a predicted model, not a curated record. The transcript is spliced from 3 exons. The coding region runs from base 1 to 2058 and encodes 685 amino acids. NCBI's taxonomy places the organism in Eukaryota, Fungi, Ascomycota, Eurotiomycetes, Onygenales, Arthrodermataceae.
AUGGCGUUGGUUACAUAUUCAGACUCUGAAGGCGACUCCGAUACCGAGACGAAGCCCACUGAGCAACCUAAAGCGCCCCGCCAGGCUCCAACCUCAAGUUCCAAACCCGCGUUCAAGCCGCUGGUUGACCGUGGCAACCCCAGAAAAAUCCUCGUGAACCUCUCGGAAGCUAAACCCAGCGAGGGAGCGGAUUCAGGACAGGAUAAAGAAGAUGGCCCUGCGAGGAAACGGCUUCGUACUGAAGGCGGAGGACUAUUCUCCGGAUUCAACGACAUGCUCCCUGCACCAAAAAGAUCCGCACAGAAACCAGUCGAUAAGUCACAGGCCGGGGUCAAGAAAUCAAAGCCUUUUACUUUGAAGACAAGUGCAGAGCCUGGUUUUGACCGCAGUGAGAGAUCAGAUAACUUCAAUAUGUCUUGUGAUGAGUUCGGCAAACCAUCCAGCGGCCAGGAUACUGCUGCACAAACUCCAUCAGAAGAGGCUUCUCGAACGCCCGUGCCAGAGCCUGUUUUUGAGAAAAAAGGGAAUGCGAUGAUGUUUAAACCGCUAUCCGUGGCUAGAAAUAAACCAAAAAGGAAGAUGACGGCAGCCGCGCAGCCUGUUUCGACUUCGAAAGCACAGGCUGAAAACCCUCAGCCUCCCGUACAACCAGAAGCAAGACCAGAAACGAAACCAAAAGUGAGCCUCUUUGGGCUUUCCAGUGGUGCCGAAAGCAUCCCAUCAACCGACAUCACCGCUCAAGAUGAACCAUACGAAGCUAUACUUUAUUCAACGUCGUCAGAGCCAUCAGGGGCACUCGAAACUAAAGUGCCAGAUGACUCGAUAGUCACAACCACCGCAGCUUACAACAAUUCACCUGCACCUGCGGCCUCCAGUGGGCCACAAGAUCUGGCCAGUGUUGCUAGUGAUCUCAAUCUUUCGAAAUCGCAGAUGCGACAGCUGUUAGGACGCGAUCUAAAAGGUGCAUCUAGUAAAGUCAUUAACUUCAACACGGAUGAAGAGUACAAGUCCAACUCUGCCUACCUGGCAAACACAUCCGAAGCCGAGCUCGCUGCUCAGCAACAUAGACCUGUUAGGACUGUUGCACCUGGAAAGCACAGCCUGCACCAGCUCGUCAAUGCAGUGGCCAGCCAGGGUGACGCACUGGAGGAGAGCUUUGCUACCGGGAAGCGGAACAAGAAAGAGGCGAGCGCAAAACCAUGCUGCGUCGCUGAUCCCCGCUCGCAGAGCAGAUGCAAGAUGCCGCGGGAUCGAGCUGCGUAUCGAAAUGUCCGCCUUUAUGACGCCUCCACUGGCACCCUCAUCGGAGGUUUUUAUCAGAACGGCGCAAUUACUGAGGAAAACCUCAUCUGGAUUCUGAGCAACGUGCUUUUAGCCACUCAGGAUGCAAAUACGUGGACUAUUCAGCAAAGAACCUCUGGAGAAACCGUUACACCUUCCAGCGAGCCGGUGAGGCCUGGAGACUAUGACAUCCAUUCAACAGGUACAGGCUUCUGGCUUCUGAAACCCCCCGUUAAUAUCAAUACUGAACUUAAUAUAUAUAUAGGACCGAUCCAGGUAACCGAUGAACCGUGGUUUGCCAGGAUCGCUAGCCACUCCAUCUCCGGCGGGGAGGACCAGUUCCGCGAUGGAGUCCGUGCUCGAGACGGCCGGUGCGUGAUAUCUGGGCGGAUCAACCGCGGGGCGGAGUGGGACGACUGGGCAGGACUAGAGUCUGCCCAUGUGUUCCCCCUGGAGAAGGAGAGCCUCUGGGUGCAGCUAGGCUACGGGCGUUGGAUCACCAACAUGGACGAUACUUCGGCAGAGCAUAAAAUCAACUCUGUUCAGAAUGGACUUCUCAUGUCGGCGCAUUUUCACAGACGCUUUGAUCAGUAUUUGUUCUCAAUAAACCCAGAUGCUGUCCUUGCCAAUAUGCGCGGGGCGGGAGAGCCUAUUUUCGAAUCCGACUUCCCUCCUGGAUCCGAUAUGAUGGCAACAUUGCGCGAAGAGCUGUAUGGCAAGGAGAGAUUCGAGAUGGAGCUUGAGUCAAGACUACGACCUGGAACCAUGAACAGCUAG